Cladocopium goreaui is the source of this 362-nucleotide messenger RNA. The record is from the annotation of a GenBank genome assembly. NCBI's taxonomy places the organism in Eukaryota, Dinophyceae, Suessiales, Symbiodiniaceae.
GGAUGAACCAAAGAGACAAAACCUCGGCACGAUUUCAUGUCUCUAGGAGCACUGUGAAGAGAAUCUUUGCUCACUGGUCCGGAAAAAACUCCAUGUCUUCAGUAUUUCAGGCUUUCAGUGAGCACACAAAGAAUUGCCCUUGCCUUCGCAAGGUGUUGUUUUCUCUGUCGCCCAGGCCAAUUUUUGAAACCCCUGACAGGGCGAACAGCGCCACCAAGAGUAGCCAAGGAAUCCAUCGAAUUCCAGCAGCUGCCGGAGAAUCCCUUGUCUCUUUUGAGGCACCCACCCCACAGGAGUUCACUUCGUGGCCGGCGCGGUACCAGGCGUCUCUCGAAAACACCAGAGGAGCCCUCUGGAAGUGA